UACUUGUCAAGAGAUAUGAUGAAAAACAUUGUAUUUGUAAGGGGAAAUCAACAGGCAGGCCAACAGUUUUAACUUAAAAUGCAGAUGACGAUAUUCGACAACGUAUGGAGCAGAGCCCUAAAAAAUCUAUCCCCCAGUUGUCUGCCCAAGCAGGGUUCUUGGUGGGAACGUGUCACAAGGCCUUAAAGAAGGAUUUGCACAUGCACCCAUACAGUCUCUAUUGUUCAGCAGUUGCAUCCACCAGACUACUACCAACGAAUACGUUAUUGUGAAUGGUUCAAUGAAAAUCUGAACAACGAUUUAUUGAAUUUGACGUUUUUUCUGACGAGGCACGGGUCCAUCUAUCAGGUUACAUUAACAGCCAAAAUCACAGAAUGUGGGCUACAGAAAACCCACAUGAGUUUAUUGAAACUUCGCUACAUCCUCAAAAAAUUGGUAUAUGGGUAGCCGUUUCAAGGAGGCGGAUAAUAGGACCAAUUUUCUUUCGAGAAGUGAUAAAUGGUGAAAGGUAUAGGGGGAUUUUACGACAAGCUUUAGAGCAAAUGCAUGAUGACAAAUUACGGUUUGGAUAUUUUCAACAAGAUGGGGCACCAGCACACACCGCAGCAGAAACGGUUAGAUAUUUGGAAGAAUUUUAUGGGGAUCGAAUUAUUAGUAGGGGAUUGUGGCCUAGUCGAACCUCUGAUCUUACACCUUUAGAUUAUUAUCUCUUUGGACGUAUAAAAAAUAAUAUUUUCAAGCAGCGAGUUCACACACUUGAAGACCUAGAAGUAACAAUUCACCAUGAAAUCGAAUCCAUUACGCCAAAUGAAUUGGAACGUGUUUUCGAAUGCAUGAAAUGGAGGAUAAAUUUAUAUCUAGAAAAUGAAGGAGGACAUUUUGAACACUUUUUAUAAUAAAAACUAACCAAAAUACCACUCACCAAAACACUUUUUAAUUGUGCGUUGAGAAUGUUAACUUUGUUAACAAAACGCAGCAUCGGAAAAAGUAGAAGUGUUUUGGUGAGUGGUAAAAUUAUUUUCUGUUUUGUAUCGACAUCAAACGUUCCAAACCUAUCCUAAGAUAAACAAAACUAUUGUGACUUAUUUAUAUUCUCUACCUGUUAAAACUUCUAGUUUAAAUUUGAACAAGUGUAAACAUGACUAAUUUUUUACCUGGAACAUAAAAAUUUUAUGGCAAGAUGUAUGCAAUAUGUAAUAAAUAAAAUUAUUAAUAAAUAUUAAAUGUUCAACAAUCAAUUGUAAAUUGUUUUAAUUGGUAAGGCAAAUUUUUGCGGGCGAGCUUAUACAGAUU
Anoplophora glabripennis (Asian longhorned beetle) is the source of this 1293-nucleotide messenger RNA. RefSeq lists its product as uncharacterized. The transcript is spliced from 2 exons. The coding region runs from base 375 to 896 and encodes 173 amino acids. Gene Ontology annotation, molecular function: nucleic acid binding. The record is from RefSeq and is a predicted model, not a curated record. NCBI's taxonomy places the organism in Eukaryota, Metazoa, Arthropoda, Insecta, Coleoptera, Cerambycidae.